This is a messenger RNA of Lathyrus oleraceus (garden pea), 2024 nucleotides long. RefSeq lists its product as uncharacterized. Bases 273 to 1793 code for a protein of 506 amino acids. Lineage: Eukaryota; Viridiplantae; Streptophyta; Magnoliopsida; Fabales; Fabaceae. Gene Ontology annotation, molecular function: zinc ion binding. The transcript has 8 exons. The record is from RefSeq and is a predicted model, not a curated record.
CUUAUAUUUUGUAUUUAAUUGAGAAAAAAAUAUGAAACAUGUCUGCUUCAUGCUUAUACCUCAAAACAACUUGUUUCCAUGGUGUACUCUCUCUUCUCCACACCUAAUUAUUACUAUAUAACUUUUCUGAUUCUUUUUUCCAGCCAAUUUCCACCUUCCAUGCUCAAAGAAUUAUUAAUUCUUCUUCCUUUUUUGCAAAAUUAUUAUUUCUCUCUAUUCAAUUCAUAUUUUUCUUGUCUUUUCUCUUUUCUUUUCUGGCUUCCCCAUUCACCAUGGCAACUCAAAUUUCCAUGGAUGAUAAUAACCAAGGUGCUGGUACCAUUGAAAAUAGAGUUCAUAUCUCAAUUCCAAAGGGAAUGGCAUCAUCUGAAAUAACUGAGGAACUCACAAGUGGACAAAGAACAACUCAAAACCUUAGCAUAGAGACACCAUUAAGAACUCAAGAAGAAGCAAAAGAAGAUUUCUUGAGAAUAAACAUACCUCUAACUCCAUCACCAAGAAGAGUGCUAUUUUCUCCUUGUGCAAGUCCUGGUUUCAUUCCAAACAAUGAAUCACCUGGUUCUUCUAGUUCUAGAAACAGGCCAACUCUUAAAAAAUCGCUUAUACCGAAACUCAGUUUCAAGUUUAAGAACACAGCUUCUGAGAUUGAAAAAGCUGCUUUUCUUGCACUUGAAGGUUCGUCCACGGUAUCGUCGAAAAAGCCUUUUCUUUCUAGGACGUUGUCUCGUAUCAAAUUGAAAGGGAGGAAAACAUCUUCCUUGCCUGUAUCGCCGGUUCCUCGUUCAAAUCCCGCGUCUGUACAUGGCGGGAAAGGUUAUCCCGCAAUGGCUAGUCCCAUUUUACAGGAGAAAGAACUGCGGUUACCAAUUCAUCGUUCGCGAUCUGUUCCUGCAUUUACCGGAGAAGAUACUUCUGUUGGUGGCAGGUUUCGAAUUUUUCGGAUGAUACCACCAUCGAACGAGAAAAUUUCCUCGGCAACAUUUGCAGCAUCUCCAACUGGUGAAAAUGUUGAAACUGAGGAUGGAGGCGAAGAUAUUCCAGAAGAAGAAGCUGUUUGUAGAAUUUGUAUGGUUGAAUUGGGAGAAGGUGCGGAGAAUUUUAAAUUGGAGUGUAGCUGCAAAGGCGAGCUUUCACUAGCACACAAAGAAUGUGCGGUUAAAUGGUUCGGAAUUAAAGGUAAUAGGACAUGUGAUGUGUGCAAACAAGAAGUUCAGAACUUACCUGUCACUCUCUUACGACUUCAUAGCGCUAACUUGCAAUCGAACAGAGGUCACCUAGACGAAUCGUCUCAAUACAGGGUUUGGCAGGACGCCCCGAUUCUUGUCAUUGUCAACAUGCUAGCUUACUUUUGUUUUCUUGAGCAGCUUCUUGUUUCGAGUAUGGGAUCUGGUGCUAUCGCCAUGUCCCUUCCGUUUUCUUGUAUACUUGGUCUUCUUGCAAGCAUGACAGCUACGACCAUGGUGAGGAGAAAUCGUGUUUGGAUUUACGGAACCAUCCAGUUUUGUUUAGUGGUUCUUGCUGGACAUCUUCUUUACUCAGUGGCUCAUAUGGAAGCUGUUUUGGCGAUCCUACUAGCUACAUUUGCUGGGUUUGGAACUGUAAUGUGCGGAACAUCUAUUCUUAUGGAGAUAUUGAAAUGGAGGACAAGAUGGCUUGCUCGGUGGAAUCAACAGAAUGGCGAGUCCGCGGAUGCGGUUCCGUCUGAUCAAUCCUCUGCAACCACUCAUCCAGCUCAAAGUGAUUCUCAAAAUGCUGAGAGUAAUGUGGGAAAUUCUCCUAGGCAAAUGAGCUGACAGAAUGUAUUUUCAUAUUUUGUUGAAUGGUGGCAUCAUUGAAUUGUCUCAGUGACAUAAAGUUUAUCUUGUAUAGGCAAAUUUGAGCAUAAUAGUAUUUUUUUGUAUACCAUUGUAGAUUUAGGAACAGAAAUUUGUUAUGUGUGCUGUCUCUCAGCAGAAACAAAGGAAGUUGAUUUUGUAUAUCAGAACUGUUGGGCCACCAGAGGAUGGAUAGUUAGAACUGACCAA